Micropterus dolomieu (smallmouth bass) is the source of this 1442-nucleotide messenger RNA. Its product is annotated as NLR family CARD domain-containing protein 3-like. Gene Ontology annotation, molecular function: protein binding. The transcript has 4 exons. Bases 66 to 1442 code for a protein of 458 amino acids. The record is from RefSeq and is a predicted model, not a curated record. NCBI's taxonomy places the organism in Eukaryota, Metazoa, Chordata, Actinopteri, Centrarchiformes, Centrarchidae.
CUACAGUUCUGGAGGAUGUGUUGAAGACCAGAGAGGGAGGAGAGCUGCCCAAGACCCUGACUGAGAUGUAUGCAGAAUUCUUGGUUCAUCAAACAAAGCAGAGGAAUGAAGAAAAGUGUAUUCAGUACAUCAAGUCAUUAGCAAAACUUUCUUUCCACCAGCUGGAAAAGGGCAACCUGAUCUUCUACGAGAAAGAUCUAAAAGAGAGCGACAUAGAUGUCCGGGGGGCUUCGGUGUGCUCAGGAGUGUUCACAGAAAUCUUUAAAGAGGAACGUGGGAAGAGGAAGGAGGAUGACAAGAUGUUUAGCUUCGUCCAUCUAACUGUUCAGGAGUUUCUGGCUGCUCUUCAUGUCCGUCUGACCUUCACCAACUCUGGUGUCAAUCUGCUGGCUACAUCCUGGAGGUCUAAAUUUAAUUACAAACGGAAUCUAAAACAUCUCUACCAGAGUGCUGUGGACAAGGCCUUACAGAGUCCAAAUGGACACCUGGACUUGUUCCUCCGCUUCCUCCUGGGACUUUCACUGCAGACCAAUCAGACUCUCCUUCAAGGUCUGCUGACACAUACAGGAAGUACCUCACAGACCAAUCAUAAAACAGUCCAGUACAUCAAGGAGAAGUUGGAGGAAAAUCUCUCUGCAGAGCAAAGCAUCAAUCUGUUCCACUGUCUGAAUGAACUGAAUGAUCGUUCUCUAGUGGAGGAGAUCCAACAGUCCCUGAGAUCAGGAAGUCUCUCCACAGAUAAACUCUCUCCUGCUCAGUGGUCAGCUCUGGUCUUCAUCUUACUGUCAUCAGAAAAAGAUCUGGACGUAUUUGACCUCAAGAAAUACUCUGCUUCAGAGGAGGCUCUUCUGAGGCUGCUGCCAGUGGUCAAAGCCUCCAACAAAGCUCUACUGAUUGGCUGUAACCUCUCAGCGAGAAGCUGUGAAGCUCUGUCCUCAGUUCUCAGCUCCCAGUCCUGUAGUCUGAGAGAGUUGUACCUGAGUAACAAUAACCUGGAGGAUUCAGGAGUGAAGCUGCUGUCUGCUGGACUGGAGAGGCCACACUGCACACUGGAAACUCUCAGCUCUCGUCGCUCACCACGCGCCACCAACCGGGCUGUCGACCACAGUGUGUUAGCCCGCCUAGCUUGGUCGGCUAGCACCACCACCAGCUGUGACAACACUGCACUCAGCUUCGCUCUGCUCAACAUCUGCUCAUUGACAGACAAGGGACAUCUCAUCCAGUACCUCAUCUCCGAUCCGGAUGCACCUGCAGCUUCGAGUCUCACUGACACGGAUCCCUUUGGCGGACAGUUCCUGCCGACACUGUUACAUCUCCUCCACCGGCUGCAUCUCCUGCACUGGCAGCAAACGGUGAUCGGCUGGGCUGCCGGUCUGCCGCUGGGCCUGAUCGGCGGCCGUCAUCCCAGUCAAAAACCUCUGCUUCCCGACCUAGGAUCCUGA